Molecule: messenger RNA, 1194 nt
Organism: Sphenostylis stenocarpa
Lineage: Eukaryota; Viridiplantae; Streptophyta; Magnoliopsida; Fabales; Fabaceae
Source: the annotation of a GenBank genome assembly
AUGGAUUCCAAUUCCCGUUACCAAGUUCAGCAACAACACCAACAACCCAAUUCUGGGUUACUUCGCUUUCGCUCUGCCCCCACUCAGGUUCUCGCGAAUUUCAAACAAGGCGAAGCUUCCAUUAACGGGAACCCCUGGGAGGGUUCUGAACCACUUUUUAGAUUUUUUAAUUCCGGGGACACCCUCGAUACUACGUCGCCUGCCUUACGAGAAUUCGUGGAUAACAAGGCUUCUAAUGAUAAUAAACAAGCGAAGGAGUCAACAAUAUCAUCAUCGUCAUCGUUAUCACCUCUGAGUCGCAUGAAUUCGCAGCAAGGCUAUAGUACUUCUGUGUUACCGGCUCGGUACCCGAGGCAUGACUCUGGUGUAACUGUUACUUCAUCUAUGAUGGUGGGUUCUAUGGGAAUGGAUCAGAGUGUAAAAAGCUUUAAUUCCAAUCUUCUCAGGCAGAGUAGCUUCCCUGCUGGCAAUUUCUCUAACAACAUCUCCUUUCAGAACGAGUAUGAUGCUAUGAAAGGUGUUGAAAAUUUUGGUGGGGUUAAUGGCAAUGAUGGUGAGCUUAGUCUAUCUAUGAACAGAAUGAAGAAUCACAUUAACUUCUCACCAAGAAGUCCUUCUUCCAUUGGAAUGUUGUCACCAACCUCCAAGAUGGGCAUGGAGGGUCUUAGGGUAACCAGCCCUAAGGAUGGUAGACAGGGAGGUAGCAAUGGUGAUGCUCGAUAUUAUGGUCCUGGAUUCCCUUAUGCUUCUUGGAACGAGACGUCACACCCCAAAAGACAGCGAAACAGUAACGAUGAGUUACUUUCUGAAGCUCAGAAUGGAGAGGUGGGAAAUCAAGUUCAUACACUUUCGCAUCAUUUGAGUUUGCCAAGAACGUCCUCGGAGAUGUUUGCUAUGGAUAAUUUGCUUCAGUUCAAUGAUUCUGUUCCUUGUAAAAUCAGAGCAAAAAGAGGCUUUGCUACUCAUCCUCGAAGCAUUGCCGAAAGGGUGAGAAGAACUAGGAUCAGUGAACGAAUAAGAAAAUUGCAAGAGCUUGUUCCAAACAUGGAAAAGCAAACCAGCACAGCAGAGAUGUUAGACUUGGCUGUAGACUACAUAAAAAAUCUUCAGAAUCAAUUCAAGACUCUGAGCGAAAGACGGGCUAAAUGCAAAUGUAAAAACAUGCAGAAAUCAGAAACAGAUCAAAUUGCUUGA